AUGCAGUUCACAACCCUCCUCCUCAGCACCCUCCUCACCACCACCACCACCCUCGCAGCCCCCACCCCCGCCACCGCCUCCAAGUCCGCCGUAGCCGACGUCCCGCAAUGGACCCUCGAGGCCUUCCAGCGCGUGUGCGACGCCGCCGACACAAGCUGCACCUGGUCCUUCACGAUCAACACGCACCUCGCCGGCGCCGCCAGCACGCCCUGCUCCUUCGUCGUCAAGGCGGGCGCCAAGCCCGCGAGCCACACCGACUCCGCCGGCAACGCCUGCGGCAAGUACACCGUGGGCAGCGGCUGGAGCGACCAGUUCGGUCCCGAGAACGGCUUCACCACCCUCAGCCUCGUCGACAACGAGCAGAAGCUCAUCACCUGGCCCUCCUACACCGAUAAGGCGCUUGCCGGUGGCGCGCCCGUCACCCCCGACUUGAGCUGGCCUCCUACCCAGCUUACCUUCUAG
Molecule: messenger RNA, 462 nt
Organism: Hypoxylon fragiforme
Lineage: Eukaryota; Fungi; Ascomycota; Sordariomycetes; Xylariales; Hypoxylaceae
Product: small secreted protein
Exons: 1
Coding region: 1-462 (153 amino acids)
Source: RefSeq, a predicted model, not a curated record